CAAUCGCACACCACAACCUCAAUCCCAUACACUCACUCCACAGCUCGUCAAUACACUCUUUCAGUACCUCUCACGCCCAAAGAUGAGCACAUCAUCAACAACCACAACCACCAAACCCGCCCUCCCUCAAGACUCCCCCCAACCCACCAACACCCCAAUCACCCUCCUCAACACCCCUCUCGCGCAAACAUACACUCACAUCCACCCAAUCCUCCUCCUCAGCAUCUACACCGCCCGCUUCAGCGCCACCGUCGCCGACCCAGUGUCCAGCCUAAGCCAACUCGCCGUCGUCACGGCCGUGCUGCAGAGCGUAUACGCAGUGACAUGCCUCCCGCCGACGAGCGAGGGCAGCGCGACGAAGAACGCAGAGGGGGCAUCGAGCGCUAGUAAUGGCAGUGGUGGGAAAUGGACGAAGAAGCCUGCGCGCACCGCGACGCGGAAAGGAAGCCUCGGCGCGCGGAUCUGGCCCGCAACCCUCUCCCUCCUCCUCACCCCCCCGCUCGCCCUCCCCCCGCUCACCGCCCUCGCAAUCCUCCUCGGCGCCCCCCUAACCACGCACUUCCCACACACGCUCCUCCUCAGCCUGCAUCUCGCGCUGCUAUCCGCCUUUCCCGUGCUCUACACGCACGGUGUGAGCGCGCGUACGUGGCGCGGGGUGCUGGGGCUUAUGAGGCCUGUGGAUGAGGUUGUGGGCGGGGCGCUGGGCGCGUUGCUGGGCGCGUGGCUGGGGUGUGUGCCUGUGCCGUUGGAUUGGGAUCGCGACUGGCAGGCUUAUCCUGUGACGCUUGUGACGGGGGCGUAUGUGGGGUAUGUUGUUGGGAAGGUGGCUGGGGGGACGGUGAUGAGGGGGUGGGUUGUGUCGUUUGAUUAG
Pseudovirgaria hyperparasitica is the source of this 871-nucleotide messenger RNA. RefSeq lists its product as uncharacterized. Lineage: Eukaryota; Fungi; Ascomycota; Dothideomycetes; Acrospermales; Acrospermaceae. Bases 83 to 871 code for a protein of 262 amino acids. The record is from RefSeq and is a predicted model, not a curated record. The transcript is spliced from 2 exons. Gene Ontology annotation, biological process: GPI anchor biosynthetic process. Gene Ontology annotation, cellular component: endoplasmic reticulum membrane.